GCGGCCGACCCGGUGCUCCCCAUCCCGGUGCUCCCCAUCCCGGUGCUCCCGGUGCUCCUCCUCUCCGGCUCCCCGCCGGCGGCGGGAUGAACGCGCGCAAGGGCGCGCAGGCGGGCGCGGGGUCCCGGGGCCCCUUGGGCGGGGGGGCGCGGUGCCUGGCGCUGUGCCUGGCGCUGUGCCUGGCGCUGUCGGUGGGCUCGCUGGCCUCCUGCCUGCUGCUGAGCGGCCGCGCGUCCGACCUGCAGGCCAGGGUGGCGGCCCUCGAGCGGACCCUGCGGGACCUGCCCGCCCCGCCCCCGGCCGCCCCGGGGGACCCAGCAGACCCCCGAUCCCUGCUCGAUGCGCUGCAGCCCCACCUGGAGCGGCUCCUAAAGGAGAAAUUGGGUGAAAGACUAAGCAAACUUCGGAUGGUGCGGGAAGCUCCCUCUGAAUGCAUCUGUCCUCCAGGGCCCCCAGGGAGGCGUGGAAAACCUGGACGGCGGGGAGAUCCCGGUCCAGCAGGGCACUCAGGACGAGAUGGUUAUCCGGGACCUCUUGGAUUGGAUGGCAAACCUGGGCUGCCAGGGCCGAAAGGAGAAAAGGGAGAACAAGGAGAUUUUGGUCCACGGGGAGAUCAAGGCCACGACGGAGCCACCGGCCCACCCGGCCCUCCAGGACCUCCCGGUGCCAGGGGACCCCCCGGAGAUACGGGAAAAGAUGGUCCCAGGGGACCCCAGGGCCCUGCGGGUUUACAGGGAGAGGCUGGACAAGAUGGAAUGAUGGGGCUGAGAGGACCUCCAGGGCUAACGGGUGAACCUGGUGUUACAGGAACAAAGGGAGACAACGGAACACCCGGUCAGCCAGGUCUUCAGGGGCCCAUCGGACUUAAGGGAGAGCCAGGAAGCGUGGGUCCCAUGGGAGAGAAUGGAGUUGAUGGAUUGCCAGGAGCUAAGGGGGAGCCUGGUGAGAGAGGAGGAGACGGACCCACUGGGGCGAGGGGUCCAGCUGGUGUGAAAGGAGAGCAAGGUGACACUAUAGUUAUCGACUUUGAUGGGAAAAUUUUGAAUGACCUGAAGGGUCCUCCUGGCCCACCUGGUCCUCAAGGAAUCCCUGGAGCAAAGGGUGAGCUUGGAUUACCUGGUCCUCCUGGAGUUGAUGGAGAAAAGGGUCCCAAAGGAUCGAAGGGUGACCAGGGCAGCCCUGGAUUGAUGGGACAGAAAGGAGAAAUCGGAGAGAUGGGCCUAUCCGGUCCUCCGGGAAUCGAUGGACCAAAAGGAGAAAAAGGAGAAUCUGGGGCUUCCAGUCUCCAGGAGAGUCUGGCACAGAUCAUACCUGAACCAGGACCCCCUGGACUUCCUGGACCCCCAGGCCCUAUGGGUCUCCAAGGGAUCCAGGGUCCCAAGGGGCUGGACGGUGCAAAGGGAGAGAAAGGGGAAAGUGGAGAGAGAGGAGGAAAAGGUUUCAUCGGCCUGCCGGGACCAGCUGGGCCUCCGGGACUUAUUGGGCUGCCAGGUACCAAAGGAGAAAAGGGAAAACCAGGAGAACCAGGAUUAGAUGGUUUCCCCGGCCCCCGAGGAGAAAAAGGAGACAAAAGCGAGCGAGGAGAGAAGGGGGAAAGAGGAAUUCCAGGCAGAAAAGGAGCAAAAGGACAGAAAGGAGAGCCAGGGCCACCUGGUUUGGAUCAGCCCUGUCCAGUGGGUGCAGACGGACUGCCCAUCCCAGGAUGCUUGCAUAAGUGAUUCACAAACAUCGAGCAUGAAGCAUGUACAUAUUAUUUGUGAUAUAUUUUGACCUUUUGAAUUUUGUAAAAAAAAAAAAAACAACAGUAAUAUAUUGAUCUUUUUUUACUGGAUGCUGCCAAUAUGGAUUUUUUUUUUAAUAUUAUAAAGCUUCCCAAACUGAGAAGUGAAUCUAUAAUAUUUGGAUUGGAUAACCAGCAAGCUGCCGUGAGUGGAAUGAAUUUGAUUAGCUGCUAAUGCUACUAGGUGUGGACUAACCAGUCAACGGAACAUAUUGAGAAGGGCUCUGCGUUCUCAUAUGCAUGGAGGGAUGUGUUUUCUUGAAACUUGGCCUUCACCCCUUUGCUUUUUGUGCACAACAAGGGUGAAAAACCAUGGCCCAAGGUGAAAAAAAUGAGAAGAGUCUCUCCCUAGAAAUGGAAGAAUUCCGGUGGUGUUUCCAGUUACUGGGGGGAUUUCUCAGUGACCCAGAAAAUCAAGUUAGUUCCUUCCCCAGUGUGUGCCUUCCACAUCAGAGCAAAGGUUUGAGUUGGGCAUCUUGCUGGCACACCAGACUGCCUGUGGAUGCCUGACUCAGAUUGCUAAAGACAGACCCAAACUGAGGUCACCACAGCAAGAAACUUCCAUUUCUGACCACGCACAUGGACUGAAGCGCUUCCGAAAUCAUCCUGGAUUAUUUUUUUUC
This is a messenger RNA of Ornithorhynchus anatinus (platypus), 2403 nucleotides long. It is a transcript of the gene COL23A1, whose product is annotated as collagen type XXIII alpha 1 chain. The record is from RefSeq and is a predicted model, not a curated record. Bases 87 to 1718 code for a protein of 543 amino acids. The transcript has 29 exons. Lineage: Eukaryota; Metazoa; Chordata; Mammalia; Monotremata; Ornithorhynchidae.